AUAAUUUGCAAACAAACGGACUAAAUAUAAAAUUCCGUUAUUAGUCACAAAAAACUAACUAAUUCCCUACUUGUCAUUCCAUGGGUAUUAUAUCAGCAUAGUUCGUAUUCCUUAAGAAAAGUACCAAGAAUAGGAUGAAACAUAGUCGUUUAAUGUUGACAGAAGAUUUAAAAAUAUAAUUAUCCUCUAGAUUAUCUGGAUAAUUCUUCAUUAAGGAUAAGUCACUAGUUGAUACAACUUCAAAGUAUGCUUGCAUGUGCAUGAUGCAUAUAUGAAGACAAAUCUAAUAUGGCUGGUUCACGAAGAGGAUUAGUAGCUCCACAAAAUAUAUUCCUUGAAACAGUCUUAAGGAGGUUUAGCACUCCACAGACGGGACUACUGAUCGCCAACGCCCGAAUUGUUGACCAUCCCAUAAUUUAUGUGAAUGAAAGUUUUACAAAACUGACAAACUAUACUAGUCGUGAAAUGAUGCAUCAAAAUGCUAUCUGUCGUCAACUUCACGGUAAAAGAACGUCGACCAAUUCAGUAGAAAGAUUACAAAAUGCCCUAGAUAAAGGAUAUUUUGAUCAAGUGGAAAUUACUUUAUAUAAAAAGAAUCGUUCAAUGAUAUGGGUUAUCAUGUGUGUGGCACCAGUUGAAAAUGACAAACAUGAAACACCUCUAUAUCUUGUUUUGUUUUACGAUAUAUCCCCGUUGAGACAACCUUUGGAUGAUGAAACACUGAGCGGAAGUCUUAGUAAAUUUGCUAAACUAGCACGCUCAGUGGCACGUAAUAAAACAGUGUUAUCACAAGUGGAACUGGACGAUUCUCUGGUUGCUGUUGCUCCUAUACAAAGUAACAGUAUACCCAAAUAUCGUCAGGAGUCGCCGAAAACCCCACCCCAUGUUGUACUGCAUUAUUUAACCUUUAAAACUGCUUGGGACUGGAUUAUCUUCCUGCUAACCGGAUAUACGUGUAUAAUUAUCCCCUAUAGUGUUGCAUUUGGUCAUCAUUCGUUAUCAGAAGAAUCAGUAUAUUUUGCUGUAGAGCAUAUAGUUGAUAUAAUAUUCUUCAUUGAUAUUGUAUUAAAUUUUCACACAACAUUCGUUGGUCCAUCUGGUGCUGUUAUCUCAGAUCCGGUUUUAAUACGUUUAAAUUACUUGAAAGGCUGGUUUGUAGUUGACUUGAUAUCUUCACUACCGUUUGGAAUUCUCGCUAUAUUCAGUGAUAAUACCACCUUAGUAAAUCUGUCAAGCAUACUUAAAUUGGCUCGUCUAUUAAGACUGUGUCGAGUUUUACGGAAGCUGGAUCAGUACUUGGAAUAUGUUGCUUCAAUCCUGUUGGUUAUGCUAUUCUGUUUCAUACUACUAGCUCAUUGGCUAGCUUGUGUAUGGUAUUUAGUUGGAAUGCAUGAUUUAAAAGAUAAAAUUUAUCAUGGAUGGGUUAUACAUUUGGUGAAUGAAACAACUGGUCCAAAAAACUGGAGUAAUACAUCAUGGGAAGAUCAUUUACCCUCACAGUCUAUGCUGUAUAUGACAUCAUUUUAUUUCACACUUUCUGUGAUAACAAGUAUUGGAUUCGGAAAUGUAGCCGCAAACACUACUUCAGAAAAGAUUGUUUCUGUUGUCUUUAUGCUAAUUGGAGCCCUAGUUUAUGCAACAAUAUUUGGUAAUGUCGCAACCAUUUUACAACAAACACAUGCAACUCGUGCCAGAUUACGACAGUUAAUGUCCAGUGUAAAAGAUUUUUUAAGAAUUCAUGAAGUACCCAAAGAACUAGCAGAACGUGUAAUUGACUACGUAACUUCAAGUUGGUCCAUUACCAAAGGUGUAGACACUCAAACAGUACUUAAUCAUUGUCCAAAAGAUAUGAAAGCCGAUCUUUGUGUUCAUCUUUAUCGCGCUGUAUUCAGUGAACAUCCAGCCUUUCGACUAGCUAGUGAAAGUUGUCUACGUGCUUUGGCUGUCUCUUUCACCGUUCAGCAUACAGCUCCUGGUGAUUUAAUUUUUCAUCAAGGUGAAAGUAUUGAUCAAUUGUGUUUUGUAGUAUCUGGAUCUUUAGAGGUGAUACAGGAUGAUGAGGUUGUAGCAAUUCUGUCGAAAGGUGAUAUAUUCGGUCAACCUAUAUUUAAAGAUACAGAUGUAGGCCAAAGUGCUGCUAGUGUACGUGCCUUAACCUACUGUGAUUUGCAAUGUAUUAAACGUGACAAACUUAUAGAUAUACUCAAGUUCUAUUCACAGUUUGCAGUUUCAUUCUCUCGUACACUUGUACUCAGUUAUAAUUUACGGAAUCGUUUAAUAUUUCGAAAGAUAUCUGAUGUUCGAAGAGAACAAGAAUUAAACGAAAUGAGGCGUACGCAACCUCCAAUAUCGAGUUUAGCACCAGAUCAUCCAGUUAGACGUUUAAUAACCCGGUUUUGCAGUGCUGCUACUUCUAACUUAAGCCGUUCAAGCUCUUUCAGCUCAAAUGAACCCAGAGAAAGUGGUAAAAUGAGUGCAAAGUCAAACGACACUUUUUUAAAUGUUACAAAUCCAAUACAAGAAACCACAUGUUCAUCAGGAAAUGCUAUGAGUCCGAUGAAACCAAAAUUAAGUUGGAGUCGACUUCUUGAUGUGCCUAAAAUAACAACAACAACAAUACUAACAACAGUAACACCUAAUGCAACUACUACCACUACUAUUACAACAGCAAUAGCAUCCCCCAGUUGUCCGCUGAGAGAGAAAACCAAUAGGUUUAUACAAGAAGAAAACGAAAAGCCACAAGAAACUAAAAUACAACCGUCACAUGAAUUAUUGCAUAAAAGUAAUAACAAUAAAUUAAUUACUUAUAGUAAUGAAAAUGAUUUCGAAGGUGCACAAGAAAAAUUUCAUAGAUCAGUCAUGUUACAUAUUGAAUCAAUACGAAACAAUUUUUUAACUAGUAUACAGAUUUUAUCAACUCGCAUAGACUUGAUCGACCAGAGGAUAACUCAAAUAACACUACUGAUGAAUAAUAGUAAAUGAAAGGAAGUACAAUAACUGCUGUGUGAUACAAACUGAUUGGUUCCAACUAAAAAAAUCAUACCACUAAUGAUGAUAGUAGUAGUAGAGUAAGCGGAAAAAAGAAAAUCAGAUGAUUACCUUUCAAAUGCAUAUUUUAAUUUAUUUUAUUAGACUAAUUUGAAAUGAGUACCCCAAAGAUUCUUUACAGUAUUCAUAUACUUUUUUAUGAAUAAAUCAUUACUCAUUUC
Messenger RNA from Heterobilharzia americana, 3209 nucleotides. Lineage: Eukaryota; Metazoa; Platyhelminthes; Trematoda; Strigeidida; Schistosomatidae. The record is from the annotation of a GenBank genome assembly.